Messenger RNA from Hyaloscypha bicolor E, 985 nucleotides. RefSeq lists its product as uncharacterized. The record is from RefSeq and is a predicted model, not a curated record. The transcript has a single exon. NCBI's taxonomy places the organism in Eukaryota, Fungi, Ascomycota, Leotiomycetes, Helotiales, Hyaloscyphaceae. Bases 279 to 857 code for a protein of 192 amino acids.
AGCCCGAGGCUUGCGAGCUCGGAGGAGAAUCGAAGAGAGUUGGCCUUUGUCUCCCCGAUGAAGAGCCUGGUUGAGCAGGAUAUGAUGAAGAGCCUUCUCCGAUUCUUCUCACCGCUGAUGCUGCUCGGUAUGCAGGGCCCGGGCUUCGAAGCUGCCGCAGUGUGAAAGCUAGCAUAUGUUUGUUUGGCGCCUACCAGAGCAGGCCGCACUGGCCAUGUUCUUACUGGUACUAUGUAUGGGGCAAUAUUGGAGCGUCUUCCGUUGAGAACGUUGCCGCAAUGACCUGCUUCGAGGAUGUCGAGACGCUCAUGGUGAACACCACCCUCACCCUCCCCUCUCUCGCCAUUGACAUUACCCAACCACCCAUUCCGGACGAACCAACGACCCGUUGGCUCAACAACUUUACAUCCAAUUCCGGAUACGACAUCUUCACUAAUAUCACAUCGGGAGGGGCGAUCUCCAACCAAACGAUCUUGCAAGACUUCUUUCAGAUCCUCGUCGCAGGCAAUGCACCACCACCUCUCGCCGCCUUCUCCGAACCAAGCCUAGCUAUAAACAUGAGCGAUGCAAUCCUGCAUCUCCACAAGGUGCUGAAGGCGCAGGUAUACGGUUAUAGCGGUGCCGGGUCUCUUCGCAUCAACACCACAGACCAAUCGACCCUCACCGGCACGGCGUCAAACCUUAAUCGCGAACGCUUGGUGCAGAGCGUUGCGUCAACAAGGAUCUUGCAGACUCUGUUGGUGAUCAUGGUGCUGUGUAUCUUGACCCAGAGUUUUCUGAUCGAUACGCGUGAGGUGCUUCCCAAGGAUCCGAGGAGUGUGGCCGGGCUUGCGAGCUUGCUUGUUGGAAUUGGCUGAAAGAUGGGAUAAGAGGGAGGAACAUGGAGGAGAUCCUUUCAAGGGACAUUUGUUUGGGAUGGGUUGGUGUGAAAGUUCGAGAGGGAGUGACACUUCAAUGACGGACCGUGGGAUUGCUAGGAAGAGGG